Molecule: messenger RNA, 2708 nt
Organism: Humulus lupulus (European hop)
Lineage: Eukaryota; Viridiplantae; Streptophyta; Magnoliopsida; Rosales; Cannabaceae
Product: receptor-like protein 6
Exons: 2
Coding region: 14-2404 (796 amino acids)
Molecular function (GO): protein binding
Source: RefSeq, a predicted model, not a curated record
UCUCUCAAACUCCAUGUUUUCGGGGACUAUUCCCCCACAUAUCUCUUUAUUGAUCAAUUUGGUUUCACUUGAUCUCUCUAACAACUACAUAUUUUUAAAAGAGCAAUUGGACAUGGAGAACGUUAUUAAAAAUAUGAAAAGUUUAAGAGAGCUUAAGUUAGAUUGGGUCAACUUUGAUUCAUCAGUACCUGGAUCCCUUUUAAAUCUAUCUUCGUUGGUAUCUCUAUCUCUUAGUGGAUGUAGUCUAGUUGGUAAAUUUCCAGAUGAUAUCUUUCACUUGCCCAAUAUACAAGCCAUUGAUGUGUCAUACAAUUAUGAUCUCACUGUUUUUCUACCACACUUUCGGUCUCCUAGUUCUCUGAGGCUAUUGGAUAUUGCCUUCACAAAAUUUUCAGGAGAAGUACCUGGUUCCAUUGCCUACCUCAAGUCCUUGAAUGUUUUGAUUCUUCAGGGAUGUGCUUUUUCAGGGAAAUUACCUGACACAAUGGGACAACUCAAGUCCUUAAAUGUUUUAGACCUCAAUUCUUGUUCUCUAUCUGGAGCUGUUCCUUCAUGGGUAGGGAACCUUUCCCAACUCACACAUCUUGACAUAGCAAACAAUAACUUUAAUGGUCAUCUUCCAGUUGUAUUGAGGAACCUUUCUAAACUCACAUAUCUUGAUCUCUCAAAUAACAAAUUCAUUGGUCGGCUUCCAUUUUCGUUUGGCAAGGACCUUGCCAAGCUCACUUUUCUUCGGCUUGGUUUCAAUCUUUUUCAUGGUCCCAUUCCAUCUUCAGUUGGGAACCUUAGUCAACUACUUUAUUUGGACCUUUCUAAUAACCGAUUUGAUGGAAAGUUUCCAAUAUUAGUAGCAAACCUAUCCCAACUUCAUUCUUUGGAUUUAUCAGGUAAUCAGUUUUCUGGUCCAACUCCAACUCAAAUUUUUGAAAAUUUCAAUUCCAUUAUCAAACUAGACCUGUCUAACAAUAUGUUCAGUGGAGUCAUUCCUAUGACCAUGUUCACAAUGCCUUCUUUAGUUCACCUGAUCCUAAAUGACAAUCAGUUUAUAAGCCCUCUCAACAUAAAAAAUGUUUCUUCAUCUCGACUGGAAUAUUUGUCUUUAAAGGGGAACAAAUUAAAUGGACAAAUUCCAAGUUCUAUAUCCAAAUUGGCAAACCUGAAAGUUCUUCUUCUAGGGUCGAAUAAUUUAACUGGAAACUGUGAUUUUGACAUCUUUUCCAAGUUAAGUGUUCUCGACCUGUUCAAUAACAACUUGAAUGGAACACUUCCUCAAUGUUUUGGUAAUCCGCUCUCACAAUUAGAAAUACAACAUAACAAUUUUAGUGGAAGCAUACCUCAAAUUUGUACGGAUCAAUGCAACUUGAAGGUGUUCAACAUUGGUUCAAACCAGUUGCAAGGGAAAUUUCCGCAAUCAUUGACCAAAUGUAAAGAUUUAAGAAUUCUAGAUCUUGGAGAUAAUCAAAUAGUUGACACAUUUCCUUUUCCAUUACAAGCUUUGCCAAGGUUGGCAGUUCUUAUCUUGAGAUCAAAUAAAUUCUACGGAUCAAUAUGGAAUCCUAGUAUAUUUUGGGGUUUUGUAGACUUGCGUGUUUUUGACAUUUCCUCUAAUAAUUUCAGUGGAAAGAUACCAUCAGAAUAUUUCAGGAAUUGGAGUAAUGUGAACGAGGAACCUGUUCGAGACUUGCAUUACCGGGAUGCAAAGGAUGGUUAUUAUCAAUACUUACCGAGUGACUACAUAGAUAUGACUCAAGAUAAAGUCCUAUCCAUCUUGAAGAGCAUUGAUCUCUCAGACAAUCAUUUUCAGGGAGAAAUUCCAGAUAGUAUAGCCGAAAUUCCAUCUCUAGUUCUCCUCAACUUGUCAAACAAUUGUUUUACUAGAAGCAUCCCUGUAUCUCUUGGGUGUUUGAAAGAGCUUGAAGCAAUAGAUUUCUCUAGAAACAAUCUGUCUGGUGAAAUCCCAGAACAAUUGGCAAAUCUCACAUUUCUUUCAUUUCUAGACCUCUCCCAUAACCAACUUACAGGCCAAAUACCUCAAGGUAAACUGUUCAGUACUUUCUCAAAUUCAUCUUAUGAGGGGAACUUAGGAUUAUGUGGCCUUCCACUGUCGAAAAAAUGCGAGGAGGUUGAAAAGCCAUCUUUUGACUAUAGCGAUGUUACAGAAUAUGGAGACUGGAGGUCAAUAUUGAUGGGAUGCGGAUUUGGAUUUGUAGUCGGACUCAUCACCGGACACAUCAUUAUUUCAAUAAGGCUCCAAGGCUUUGCAGAAGCUUUGGCUAUUCACAUCAUCGGCAGCUUAUUUAUGAAGAAUGAAUGUGGUCAAACUACUUGUAUAGCAGGGUCAUGUUCAACUUCAAGUGAAGGCGAGCCCACCGGGGAAGCAAUUUUCAUCCGUUUCCCAAUGUAAAGCUUUCUAACACCCUGCUCCAAAACAUAAAAGAAAAUCUCUUCUAAUUUUUUGUGAUGAAUCUUUAAUUUCAUUAGUUGUUAAAGAAAUUCAAGAUUCAUGAGAGUUCAACUUAGCGGUCCUUCUGUAUAUAUAGUAUAUUAGUAAAGAUUAAUGAGAAGAGAGGGCACGUUUGAAAUUAAAUUAACGUGCCCAGGAAUUUUAAUUCUUUACAUCUUGAUGGUUUCGUCCAAAACAAAAUCAGUCAAGAAUGCUAAUUCACUUGAGUGCUGUGAACAAGUAUUUUCUACUUUUAUUCAGCCAA